Medicago truncatula (barrel medic) is the source of this 1017-nucleotide messenger RNA. Its product is annotated as pentatricopeptide repeat-containing protein At1g12775, mitochondrial. The record is from RefSeq and is a predicted model, not a curated record. Gene Ontology annotation, molecular function: protein binding. The transcript is spliced from 2 exons. Lineage: Eukaryota; Viridiplantae; Streptophyta; Magnoliopsida; Fabales; Fabaceae. Bases 1 to 1017 code for a protein of 338 amino acids.
AUGUUGUUCUCAAUUUUAAGAUCAUAUGGUACUGCUGUUAUUCUCAACAACAACAACAACAAGAACAAGUUUCCUUCUCUAACUCGUUUUAUUUCAUCAUCAAUAGUAUAUCCUGACUUUGAUUAUGAUCCGCUGUUGAUCGAAUUGGAUGCUCUUGAUGUGUACUAUGACUUGAACUAUAAUGGUGUCACUUCCAUAUCCGAUUAUAACCGUGUUUUCUCUACCCUUACUAGAAUAGGGGCUUUCCCCACUGUUUUGAAGUUAAUCAAAGAAUUGGAAAAACCAUUCGGAAUCAAGGAACUUUGUCAUAGACCUAUUGUUUUCCCAGACGUUCAUACUUGGGAUAUCCUCAUCGAAUGCCACAGUAAACGAGGUUUUCGUGACAAACAUGAGAUUCAUAAUGCAUUGCUCUUUUACAAUGGUAUCAUACUUAAAAAGGGUUUUCAGUUGAACGAUGAAAGUUAUUAUAUUCUAAGCAAUGGAUUAUGUGAGAUAGGAGAAACUCAAACAGCAAUCCAGUUGUUGAGAAAGGCACUAGAGAUUGACAAGAAACCAAAAUAUCGCAUUUCUAAUUUCAUGUGGUGUUAUAAUUCAAUUAUAUUCAGACUCUGCAAAGAUAGACUUGUUAACCAAGCCUAUGAAUUAUAUUCUGAAAUGAUUUAUGUUAACAACAUCAAGCCUGGUUGUCACACAUAUAGACAUCUAAUCUAUGGUUAUUGCAUCCUCGGUCAAUUUAAAGAAGCACUUCGCUUCUUUAUUGAAUUCGAGGCAUCAAAAACCUUGUCUCCAACCCAUCCUACUUUAGUUACCGAAGGAGAGGUGAGAUCUGCUAAAAGUGUAGCAGCUAUGAUGAUAAAAGGUGGUGUCAAACCUAACGUUGCUAGUUACCACUCAGUUAUUGAUGGACUAUACAAAAGCCAAGGUGGAUCAAGAAGUGUUGUCAUGGAUAAGAUUGCACAAAAGGUCGAAACGUUGCUACUUUCCAAACCUAGCAUGCUUACUGUUAAUUAUGAUUGA